Molecule: messenger RNA, 840 nt
Organism: Notodromas monacha
Lineage: Eukaryota; Metazoa; Arthropoda; Ostracoda; Podocopida; Cyprididae
Source: the annotation of a GenBank genome assembly
AUGAUUUCUGUGACAGUUUGUGGUUUGGUGCUUUUUGCGGUCAUCUGCUCCACCCAAGCAUACAUAAACAUGGCAGAAGACACGGAAUGUGGUCUUGGAACUUCCAGGGACAGCAAAAUCGUGGGUGGAUCCGAGGCUGGUCGCGGGGAAUUUCCAUUCAUGGUAUCUUUGAGGCACCACGUCAAAGACCGCCAUUACUGUGGUGGAGCAAUCAUUAGCAAAACGCACAUUAUAACAGCUGCUCACUGCCUAGAAAGGGGUUUGGAUAAAUUCGUGGAAGUCGCAAUGCGAGAACACAAUGUGCUUUCGCCGGAAAAGGGCCUGGAUUCCUACCGUCUGCGCCCAACAAAGGUUUUUGUACACAGCAACUUUGACGCCAUCCGGCUCAACAAUGACCUGGCUCUCAUCAAGGUCAGAGAGGGUCUCAUACAAUGGGACAACUUCACGUCUCCGGUUUGCCUGGCUGACCCAAGCGGGGUCGACGAAACUGUCGGCACAGUGGCAACAGUCGUCGGUUGGGGUCGUCUCAGCGAAGGAGGAAAGAAGGCCGAUGUCUUGCAAAAGGUGGAAGUGCCGAUUUUGGAAAAUUCGGUGUGUCGAUCGAAGGUCAAAAAGUGGUUUGACAUCCACUCGGGUCAAGUUUGCGCCGGAUACGACUUGGGAGCCAAAGACGCUUGUCAGGGUGACAGUGGAGGUCCAAUGGUUGUCAGGAAAAACGGAAGAUUGAUUUUGAUUGGAAUAGUUUCCGCCGGAAUCGGAUGCGCAAAACCAAAUUUGCCUGGAGUCUAUACAAGAGUUUCACAUUACAUGGACUGGAUUAAACAGCAAGUCAACUCGUGA